Molecule: messenger RNA, 5368 nt
Organism: Exaiptasia diaphana
Lineage: Eukaryota; Metazoa; Cnidaria; Anthozoa; Actiniaria; Aiptasiidae
Product: ER degradation-enhancing alpha-mannosidase-like protein 3
Exons: 23
Coding region: 151-2976 (941 amino acids)
Biological process (GO): carbohydrate metabolic process; mannose trimming involved in glycoprotein ERAD pathway; endoplasmic reticulum mannose trimming
Cellular component (GO): endoplasmic reticulum; membrane
Molecular function (GO): calcium ion binding; mannosyl-oligosaccharide 1,2-alpha-mannosidase activity
Source: RefSeq, a predicted model, not a curated record
AAGACAAAAUGGCGAAAUGGAAUCUGUAAAGAAAUGGAUGGCACWKARACACAGAAUGUCGCCGUUGUAAACACAAAUUAUUAACCAUUACACGGCUUAAAGCCAUCUUCAAGCGAUAUUGCUCGGAAUUUAGAGCCUGUAGCGACCAAGAUGCUGAAGAAAACUAUCCUAGUGAUUGUUUGGAUUCCGCUUUUGGUGGCAACGUUCGGUGGUUCUGAGUCUCAAGCAAUGUCUCUUGAGGAAAAACACAAAUUAAGGGACAAGGUGAAGGAAAUGUUUCACCACGCGUACGACUCGUAUAUGAAAUAUGCCUACCCCGCUGACGAACUGAUGCCACUUAGCUGCAAAGGMCGUGUACGAGGUGUUGAUGCCAGUCGUGGUGACGUAGAUGAUGCCCUUGGGAAGUUUUCUUUGACUCUUGUUGACACAUUGGAUACUCUUGCUGUCCUUGGAGAGCUAGAAGAGUUUGAGAGAGCUGUAAGAUUGGUUAUCAGGGAUGUUCAAUUUGACAAUGACCUUGUGGUGUCUGUGUUUGAAACGAACAUCAGGAUGGUUGGUGGUCUUCUUGGUGGUCAUGUUGCSGCAGUAACCCUUAAAGARAUGGGCAAUGGCAUGGCAUGGUAUCAAGGGGAGUUACUGGAAAUGGCUAAAGACAUAGCUAACCGUAUCCURCCAGCAUUUAACACUACCACAGGAAUCCCAUACCCUAAGGUGAAUUUGAAGUAUGGUAUCCAUCAUCCAGACUCCGGUACUGGGAGCGAGGUUGAUACCUGCACAGCUUGUGCAGGAACUAUGAUUAUGGAGUUUGGUGCCUUGUCAAGAUUGACUGGUGAUCCAAUUUAUGAGGCAACAGCAGGUAAAGCCAUGGAGUCCUUGUGGAGGUUCAGAAGUCGUGCAUCUGAUCUUGUUGGUACAGUGAUUAACAUCCACAAUGGCGAUUGGGUCAGACGGGACAGUGGAGUUGGUGCUGGUAUUGAUUCUUACUAUGAAUAUUGUCUAAAGGCGUACAUUCUUCUUGGUGAUCACACUUACCUGGAUAGAUUCAAUAAGCAUUACAAGUCUAUCAUGCAGUACAUCAAUCAAGGAGCCAUGUUUCUUAGUGUACAAAUGCACCAACCUGAAAGAACCUCACAUGCUUACAUGGAUGCUUUACAAGCAUUUUGGCCAGGACUGCAGGUUCUGAAAGGYGAUCUCAAGAAAGCAAUAGAGACCCAUCACAUGUUGUAUGAAGUUGCUAAAAAACACACCUUCCUUCCUGAGGCAUUUACAACUGAUUUUGAAGUGCAUUGGGGCGAGCAUCCUCUCCGUCCUGAACUGGUUGAAAGUACUUACUUCCUGUAUGAGGCCACWGGAGAUCCACAUUACCUUGAAGUUGGUAAGAAUAUUGUUGAGAAAAUCAAUGAACAUGCAAGAGUMCCUUGUGGUUUUGCUGCUCUGAAGGAUGUCAGGACCCUUACCCAUGAAGACAGGAUGGACUCRUUUGUGCUUGCUGAGACAUUCAAAUAUCUUUACCUGUUAUUCUCUGAACCACAAGAACACAUCAUGCCCAUGAAUGAGUUUAUUUUCACUACUGAGGCACAUCUSYUGCCUCUAAGCYUGUCUACACUUCCAGCUAAUAAAACAGCUUAUCAGCAAGUACGAUAUAAUGUGACAAUCAAUGAAGAGAAUGAACAUGAAUACAGCUGUCCCAAUACUGGUCAUUCAAGAGACAGACUAAACUAUGCUAAAGACAUCAGAAAUAAUGUACUGUUCAAAUCACAGACAAGCUGCCCAACCAAGAAAGCAUUUGCUUUCACUAAUACUAAACCUCCACGACUCAGAGCAGAGCAGUUUGUACCUGGCAACAAAGAUCAUCUAGACAUCCUUAAAUCAAUGGGAAUCACUGUAGCACAAACCAAAGAAGGAAGAAUACAGCUUAUGCAUUCUGCUGCUAAUGCACAAACGCAGUCUGAUGCAGAAGACGGUAUUAAAUUUAUGCAAGAAAUGAUAGAAUUAGCAAAACAAAGAAAUGACGAAUCAGGUGCUGCCACCAACCCCAGAGUAGUGCAACUAAUGUCGCCACCAUAUAAUGGUAGUAUUGUCUUAAAUGCUGGACCUGCACAAUUUGGUCUUGAUUUGUCAAAGGGAGAUGUAGGGGUUGGAGCUGAAGUAGUUAUUGCCGACCCUUUCAAAGGUUGUACUAGUCUCAAUAAUGAAGAGCACAUUAAGCACAGGAUUGCAAUAGUUGAGAGAGGAGACUGUAUGUUUAUCGACAAGGUCAGAGUAGCAGAGGCAGCUGGUUCUGUAGCAGUCAUUAUUGUUGACAAUAAUGAUGGGAGUUCCAGUGACUCUCAACCCAUAUUUGCAAUGGCUGGUGAUGGCACYAACAAUGAUGUGAAGAUCCCAGCUGUCUURCUAUUCCAUCAAGAAGGCAUGAUAUUGCAGAGGGCUAUACAGUCCUUAAAAGACAAAGGGCAUACUCUUAAAGUAAGAGUUGCCGCUAAAGCUGCUGGCUCAGCUAUGAAGAAGACAAGCUCUACAUCCAACGCCAAAGCGCCUCAAGAUAAAGAAAGUGAUGUGAUCAAAGAAUCACAGCAAAAAGAAGAUACGAUUACAGAUGAUCAAGAAUUAGAUGAACAGAUAAAGAAGCUCAUGUUGGAGCUUGAAAAACAUAAUUCGGUAUUGGACAAAGAAAUGACAWCAAGACUCAUUAAAACAAUGCAAAGCUUAAAGAAAAACAUCCACAGUGAUGACCCAAAGAAUCUGCAACAAUUGAAAUCCAAAUUAAUCACGUUAAAGAACAAUGAACUGCUGUGCGCAGCAACAGGGARGCCAUGUCCCAAAGAUGAAAUCUUGAAUGAACUAAAUAAAGAGAUGAARACUUCAAGUGAAAUAGAUGGUAGUUAUACCGUAGACCACUCAAAGGGUACAAUAUCAAMGACUGAAGAARCAGAGAYUUCUAACACACAGACUGAACAGAAGGAAGCGCAGGAUUGAAUUUGAAUUUUUUUUGAAAUAAUCAUGGGGUCRUAGUUGCUUUGACAUCACGAUGUUCUAUGGUGUAAUAAGAUUGAUGACUUAUACAUGUAGAUGGCUAGUCAGAUGAAGAUCMGUGAUAGAUGAAGCUGGUUGAGCAUGUGUACGCAAACUCUCUCAAGAUGCAGAAAGUGCCUCCUUUGUGGCCGUUUUUGUGSUUUGUGCCCCGGCUAUGGUGAUCUACACCGUCCUUUAAGAGAUGUAUUUAGUUAUUAAUAAUAAUUGAACCUGCCAUAAUUCAAAACAACAACGACAGCAACAACAAAACAAAAACCAAAGAAUCAAAAUUUAAUCUUAGAUCAAUGGUUAAUUCACAAGACCAAUUUUGGUGAACAUUUUGAUCUUUUAAUGUAUGGUAUGUUUUUAGCAGAACUAAUGUAAUAUCACCUGUGAACAUCCGUUUCUCACCCCUCAAAAAAAAAAAAAAAUCGAGAAACGGAUGUACAUUACACAGGCUAAUGUAUUAAUGCAUUCAAAAAUCAAUCACCUGCUUAAAAUGAUGAAUCAUGAAAACUUUUUGAUUGGCAGUUUUUUAUUGUUGUGGUACCUUAUGUAAUUUGGAAUUUUAGUAGAUUCAAUGGAGAGCCAAGAGAUACCUUYCUUGAUAGAAAUAUGGCAACCUUGUGUAGUUGUGUUUUUGAAUGUAUAAGUGUGUUUUUUCCACCAAUAUCUCAAUGUAAUCCUUUCUUGAAUAGUCCAAUCCUGAUAAUUUGGUUGAAUAGACAUGCACAAUAGAAAUGAGGAYGAUGCUCUGGGGAAGCAAUUUGGAUUAUCCAUUGUUUUCCCAGAACCUCAAUUUCAGUUCUUUUGCCYAUUUGCUAAGUCAACCAAAAUAUUGAAAAUCAGCUAUUUAUGUUAUAGCACAUGUUGAAUCCUAAAAAAAACUAAGUUUGAUGGGAAAAUAUAUUUUAACAAAGUAUAGCCUAUAACAAACCACCUUUCGUUCGUUUAUAUGUUCAAGAAACAACAAAAACAUAUUGUAUAUUUAUAUUUUUUUACACCCAGAUUGGUUAACUUAUGUUACACAAUUCCAUUCGUACAUUUACAACUUACAUUACAUCUCAAUCUCAGUUUAGGAAAUAAAUAAGAGUCUUGAUUUAAGUUAUUACAUGUUCAAGCAGGAAUAGGACAAAAGCAGUACUGAUGUCUACAAUAGUAAAUUUUAGCGUGCAUUUGGUUAUCUACCAAGAAAAUGAUACCCUCUUGAUAAACAUAAGAAGUAUUUAGACACUCAAGCCCACUCCACAUGCAACACUAGGAGUCACAGGCUUCCUGUCUUUUGCUGUAAGAGGGGGGAGAAUCUUGUCACUAGUCCCUAACAGUUUAUAUAACAACAGUUCCAAACUUAGGAAGCCCUAAGAAGGGGGAGAAAGAAUUGCCAGGGGAGGAGGUGACACUCACUUACAAUAAGGCACCGACACAAAUAGGAGCUAUUGCAUGCAAUACAUUAUCAGUUUAGUAAUCUAGAUCCACUGUUUUUUUCUUCAAUAUGUACAAAUUGUAAAUUAAAUAAUAUUGCAAUUAAAAUUAUAGUUGUCAUGUACAAGGUCCACCAUGAGGGGUUUCUGAUGUUGCUUUGACAAUCACUUCCCAAUAAUGCACUUUUUGCUGCAGUUCAUUUUUUUGGAAUUACUUUCCCCACCAAUUUUUACUUCAGUCUGCUGGCAUUCAGUGCUAGAAGUGAAGAUGAUUGUUGCUAUAUUUUUAGCAAUUUUAGAGCAAUUUUGCUUGUCAGCAAAAAUCCCUUGGUAAGCCUUGUAUAACUGAGCCCCGGGGGGACUUUCCUAUAAAACAUGGUAGGUAUGCUCGACGGACCUUUUAGGGUAAAAAAUUAAACCCUCGCGUACCUUUUAGGGUCCUAAGCUGACUCCGUACCUUUUAGGGUCAAUUUUUGAAGAAUGGAAAAAAAAUUGAAGAAGUGUUAAUAAAGAAAUAGAUUUUAUUAACCUCAGCAAUCGACUAUCGACAUUGAUCUUCUACAGUUUAUUAAACUUGAGCAUGCCUACCAUGUUUUAUAGGGAAGUCCCCCUUCCUAAAUCAUACUGUAGAUAGGAUCUAUAUUCUCUCUCUGACAUGGGUUUUGGGAAUUUUGUGCAGUCAAAUGAAUGUAAUUAUUAGAUUGAUUAUCAUUAUCAUACUCAUCAAUUUUACUUUUAAUUAUAAUAUGGAUACAAAAAUAUUAUCAAUUGUUAUUUUUCAUGAAUGUUUAUGUUAUUGAUAUGUUUCAGUUUUAAUUAAAUCCCUAAGCUUAUAAGGUGAGACGUUUUUCAGGAAAGGUCAAACACAUUAAAAAUAAGGACUUUCAAGUGGAACUCAAGUGGAACUUUAUAAAUUAAAAAAAUAAAACCAUCAA